GCGUGCUGCCGGCAGUGCCGCGAGCCCUUCGAGGAAGGCCGACAACGAGGAAUUCCAAGCCUUGGAGGUGCAGAUGUUGCCGGCUGAUGGCGCCUCUCUCACGGAGCCUGCGAAUGCGCGCGACCACGCGAAGGAGAUGGGCCCCGGCGAAGCCAUGGCAGAGGAGCAGGUCCGCGGCGAUCCGGCGAUGCACGCAGACGAGAGCAACGAGCUACGCAACAUGACCUGGUGGGAAGGAGCGGACAUUCUCCGCGUGCUGGAGGUGCCAGUCCGGACCUACGAGGCCGCGCCGAGAGACAUGGGGGCGGCGCUCGAGGAGACCGAGCUUAUUGUCCUACGCCACGUAGCCACGCACCCUUCAGACGAGCCUGGUUGGAAGCUCUUGCUCAUGAUGCACCGCUUCCUCUACGCCAGACCGUUCCCGAGCGAUGACAAGGAUGCAAGCGCUUCGGCACAAACCCGAGCAACAUUAACAGCACGCCUCCGCCACCUCUGGCGAGGCGAGUGGCAGGGGCUCGCAGAAGAGGCAAACAUCCUCUGCGAGAGGUGGCCCGGCAGGGCGAAGGACCAGACUGGCAGCCCAUCCGAGAAGAAGCAGUUGGGGGAGAGAGUGGAGGCGAUGGUGCUGGUGGGUGAGCUUCCGCGAGCACUGAAGACAGUAACCACUGCGCUACCGCUGAUCAGCGACAAAAAGCACGUCCCGGAGGUAGCCGCCCUCUUCCCAGAGGAGAAAGUUGGACAUGUCCCACCUCCCUUUGAGGUCGCGCACGACAGCCUGCUCUGGGCCAAGCUUCAGGACCAGAUCCAACGCGACACGAAACACAUGGCGAAUAAGGCCGGGCCAGCGAUGGACGGGUCCCGCUUCGAGCAUUGGAUGGGCAGCUGCAAGGAGAUCCAGCGCCUCACAUCGCAGAUCGGUGUGGCGUGGGCGCGCGGGCUGGCACCUGCAGCAGCCUAUUCGGCAUGCCGCGUGGGCAGACUGCUCGCGCCGGCCAAGCCUAAAGGCGGGCUGCGGCCGUUGGUGAUCACGGCCGUGCUGAGGCGCAUCGUCUUGAAGAGCCUAGCCCGAGUCAUUGCGCCCGAGAUCCGCUCGCUGCUAGCGCCCGUGCAGCACGCGAUCGGCGGGGCAGGUGGCACAGAGAAGCUGUGCCACGCGGUGUCGGCACUGCUGGCGGGCUGCCCGGGGAAGGUGAUCGUGGCCCUCGACCUCGAGAACGCCUUCGGUUCGAUGAGCAUGGCGGCGAUGCGCGAGGCGAUGAAGGAGUUCGCGCCGGAGUUGGGCGCACUCGUCACGCGGCUCUACGCGGGGGUCACGCCGCUGAUCUGGGAGCAGGCGGGCGGAGGAACGACCACAUUCCAGGCCAAGACUGGCAUCGACGCGGGCUGCCAAUUAUCGUGCAUCCUCUGCAGUUUGGGAUUGCACAAAAACCUUGCGAAAGCCCGAAUCACGGCGCCAGCCCAGACGCAGAAAGCACUCAUAGACGACGUCUACUCGGUCUGCAACGUGGCAGACGCAGGCGUGGUUAUCAAGGCCGGGUGCGCCGGCGACUCCGUGCCCGCGCUGGGCACCCAGGAGAGCGAGUUCGACGUGAUCAUCGGCAAAGUGGCGCGCGAUGUGGACCGCCUCCUCGACCUGCAGCGCCGCGGGCUGAGCCUCCAGACGGCGCAGGUGCUGUCGCGCACGCUUGCUGCAACCAAGCCCCAGUACGUCAUGCGCAGCGCGCUCGUCUCAGAGGAGGGGCGAGCGCGUUUCGAGGCUGUCGCGGCGAAGGAGGCGUUCUUGACCGAGCUCCGGCGGCGUUCCUCACAGGCGCGCUGCACGGCAGCCCUCCGGGAGGCCCACAAAGAGCUGGGCACGGCGACGGUCGAGCACUUGCGCCAGCAGCGCCCGAGACUCAUCACGGACAUGGAGCAGGCGACCGCGGAGCUGGUAGCAGGUGCAGGCCCCCGGGCGCCCGCGAUGCGGCAGGCGGAUCGCCAGCUCAACCUCCGAGGCCGCCGACGGGAGCGGACAAAAGCAAUGCAGGCGCAGCGUCGGCAGCGGCUCUGCCAGACGCUCAGGCGCCGGCAGAAGAUCGCCCUCAAUGGGGCGGCGGAGGACGGCGGUGUGAUUUUGACGGCGCCGACGCGCGAGGAGCACCGCAUGGCGGACGCGCAGUUCGCCGUAGCGACGCUCCGAUCGAACAGGAAAUCCACCGGCGAGAUCUGCGGCGCCGCCUUGGAUCCGGAGGGCCACCGCGGCGCCGUCUGCGAGCGCGGCGGCGGCUUAGUGCGCCGGCACGACAGCGUCCGAGACACUCUCCAGAAGAGGCUGCACGAGCACUUGGGCGCCAGCACCCACAUCGAGCAGCGCGUUGCCGGGAUGGGGAGCAACGGGGCGCUGGCGAGACUCGACGCGGCGCUUUCCGCCUCGGUGGGCAUCGAGCUGCAGCGCGCGGCGAAGCCCGGAGCUGCGGCGGCGGUGAUGGAGCGCGAGAAGCGUUCCAAGUGCGGGCCAGACACCCGCGUUGGGCCGUUCGUCCUGGACAGCCGCGGCCGGCUCGGCCUCGCGGCGAAGAGGCGGUUGUGCCACGCGUGCGCGGGCAAUGCGCCAGAGCAGCACUCCCUCCUCCAAGAGCUGGACGCGCUGGCACA
This is a messenger RNA of Prorocentrum cordatum, 2634 nucleotides long. NCBI's taxonomy places the organism in Eukaryota, Dinophyceae, Prorocentrales, Prorocentraceae. The record is from the annotation of a GenBank genome assembly.